UUUAUUUUGAAGUCCUCACACCGGACGUCGUCGCCCCUGUCAGCCGCAGUUGGCUCAGAUUGUCUCCGCCGCUUCACUUCACUCCCCGCCGUUCACAGGAGACUGUCCCAGCCUUCCAGCGGUAUAACGCACACCAUGGCAGAGCAGGAGCCCACACCAGAGCAGCUGGCAGCCAUUGCAGCAGCCAACGAAGAGAGCGAAAGCUCCAUCAACUACAAACCCCCUGCCCAGAAGAGCUUACAGGAGAUCCAGGAGCUGGACAAAGACGACGAAAGCCUGCGCAAGUACAAGGAGGCACUGCUGGGCAACGCUGCAGCCAUCGCAGAUCCCAACACCCCCAACGUCCAGGUGACGCGAAUGACUCUGGUAUGUGAGACGGCGCCACAGCCUCUGGUCCUCGACCUGCUGGGAGACCUGGAGAACUUCAGGAAGAACCCGUUUGUGCUGAAGGAGGGAGUGGAAUACAGAAUGAAAAUCAACUUUAAGGUCAACCGGGACAUUGUGUCAGGCCUGAAGUACACUCAGCAGUCAUUCAGGAAAGGAGUAAAGGUUGACAAGUCGGACUACAUGGUCGGCAGCUACGGGCCCAGACCAAACGAAGAAUACGAGUUCCUCACCACUAUGGAGGAGGCACCCAAAGGGAUGCUGGCCCGCGGCACCUACAACAUCAAGUCCAAGUUCACUGAUGACGACAAACACGAUCAUCUUUCCUGGGAGUGGAGCAUCACUAUCAAGAAAGACUGGAAAGACUGACUCCUCCUCGCCAUCCUCCCAUCAACGUCUUCCUCCGCUUCGCCCCUCUUUCUUUUCCUCGCUGUCAUUCCAUUAUCUCCGCCUGGGUCCAUCUCUGGAUUCUGUGGGGGUUUUAUUUUUUUCUUUUUUACAUUUUUGCUCUCUCCGUCCAUUGUGACCCGUUUCAAUCAGUUCAUCAUUCCUCACAUUAUAAUGCUUCAUUUGUAUGAUAUAUAAGUAUUAAAUCUUUAAAAUGGAGAAAGCAAAAAAUGUGCACAAUCCAGAUUUUGCAGUUAUGGUUUGUUUAUAAAAGUAAAAUAAGUUUAAAAAAAAAUAUAGUCUAUAUACCUCUUUUGGAAAAAUGAAACUCUGCUUCUUGCCACUUUCUUUCCUUCCCCCUUUUCACUCUUCUCUACUUUUCGUAAGAUUACCGUGAUCUGCCUUUGAAAGCAUUGUACAGGAAGCAGUAGUGCUGUAUGUGCAUGGCAACUGUACGGUCAUUGAGCAAUCAUUGCUGGAGACAACUCUUGGAUGCAGCCCUCCUAAAGCCUGAGCAGAUUAUUUGUACCAGGGUCUUGGUAAAAUAUUUGGAAUUCAGGCCACCUCUUUUUCAAAAGGAUUUAGCACCCUACAAAGUCUGCUGAGAGAACGUGCGGGGAAACAAAUGACCUCUAACCCCACGUGACCCCUCGCUUUAGGUGUGGCUGUUCAUCUCCUGAUCAGGGUAUUUUGGCAGGUCUUUUUUUAGUAGCCAUGUGGCCUUAACAAUAACCCUUAGGAAGAAAGACAACCUAGUUGAGCCAUUUGCCUUCAGAUUAUAUUUGUUAGACCAUCAUGUGAGCCUGUUUUUAACUUGCAAUACAUGGACAGGGAAACAGGGCUAAGGACUUUUAACCUAUAACCUUUAUUUCAGGUUUGGAGAUUUAUAAAAACCAUUACAUAUUUGGUUUCAAUCAUAUUUACAUAUUACAAACACUUUUCAUUGCAGUACUUCUGGUUUUCUAAAUAUCAGUUUUGUUUUUUUUUUAGUUCACCUGUAAAUAUAAGUCCAGGUUGUUCUAAUGGCCUUUUGUCAGCCAGUGUACUCUUUGUCCCUGAGCCCAUAUUUCAGCGUGUCCGAGGUGUUAACCUUAGUUCCUUCCUCAAUCAAACGCAAGGACUUUUAAUCCGCUCACCUCGUAUUACUGAAGUUUAAAAUUACAAAUGCUGACUGUGCCUCCGGUCUCUUUCAACCACACGCUGCUCCUGCUGACUCGACUUGCACUCAGGUGCUCAACAUCAGUGAGGUGAAACCUUUUCUGUAAUUGACUUCUGAACCAGUACAGAGACAUCAGUCCCCAACCAGACAUUGAUGGGUUACACAUCCUGCCAUAUAAAGUGUUUUUGUUUUUUUUACACACUCCAAAUAUGUGAAGUCUGUCUGCAGCUUCAGUCAGCUGUCAUGUGUCAUGGACUGAUGUUUCUCUGUGGGUUUGACUCAAACGUGUGCUACUUGUUACCUACAGUUUACUGAUCUCCUGUGUUCACAUUAAAGUGUUCAGACUGGG
Messenger RNA from Micropterus dolomieu (smallmouth bass), 2279 nucleotides. It is a transcript of the gene arhgdia, whose product is annotated as Rho GDP dissociation inhibitor (GDI) alpha. Gene Ontology annotation, cellular component: cytoplasm; membrane; cytosol. Lineage: Eukaryota; Metazoa; Chordata; Actinopteri; Centrarchiformes; Centrarchidae. The record is from RefSeq and is a predicted model, not a curated record. The transcript is spliced from 6 exons. Gene Ontology annotation, biological process: Rho protein signal transduction. Bases 136 to 753 code for a protein of 205 amino acids. Gene Ontology annotation, molecular function: protein binding; Rho GDP-dissociation inhibitor activity.